Messenger RNA from Symbiodinium sp. CCMP2592, 1227 nucleotides. NCBI's taxonomy places the organism in Eukaryota, Dinophyceae, Suessiales, Symbiodiniaceae. The record is from the annotation of a GenBank genome assembly.
AUGGUCCAUUCCCGACUACUUUUGGGCCUUCUCGGCCUUUGCUUGGCUUUGCCGGAUGACUGCGAGGAGGGCGAAUGUGCCCUCUCCUUUCGUCAGUUGCGGGGCCAGAAGUUUGAGUCGGACAUCUCGGAGCAUGAAGGACUUGCGAUGGACGAGGACAAACCCGUCAAAGUGGUCGAAACGAUGACCGCGUCUCCAGAAACGGCCCCGGGGGCUGAGGAGACGGCGGACACUUUCAGCAAGCCUGAGGCGAAUGCCACGGAGGAAGCCAAGACAGAGGCACCGGUGGUACCAGAAACGACCCAGGGCUCUGAGGGAACGGAGGACAACUUCAGCAAGCCUUCUGACGUGAAUGCCACCAUCGAAACCAAGACGGAGGCGCCAGAGACGGCCCCAGGGUCUGAAACAACGGCGGACAACUUCAGCAAGCCGGUGGAUGCGAGCAACACCACCGAGACCACCGAGACCGUCGACACCAAACCCACGCCAGAGCCGGCUCCGGCAGUCCCCAAUGAGACGCACAUCAAGCUGCAAGCAGAGUGGGAGGAUAAGGUUGGGGGGGUUUGCUGCUACAGUGGUGCCAGUGUGGAUGACAUCUGCGGCACCUGCUUCCCUGCUGCCAUUGCAGACUUCGAAAGCAAGUGUGCUGCCGGCCGCUGGAAAUGCGACAGCUGCGGCGGCGCGUGGUGCGAGCCUAAGUGCGUCAUCAGCGCGCAAGACCCCAAGAACAUGUGCAACACGGCCUUCGACUCAGGCAUUGCGGAGAGCAACAGCACCUGCGGCAAGAGCCAUGCGGGUUGCAGCGCUUGCGGAGGCGAGUGGUGCCGCACAGGUGUCAAGAAGAUCGCCGGUGGUGCUGGCUCGGUCAACGAGAACAAUGGUGCGGCAAGCUCCGAAAAUGCAGUGGCAACGGGUGGCUUCUGCUGCUACCGGGGAGACACCUUCGCGAAGGACAUGUGCACAGCUUGCCUGGACGUCUCCCAGGACAUCAACUGUGCCAGCAAGUCCAAGUGCGGUACUUGCGGAGGCAAUUGGUGCGCAGGUCCCAGGUGUGUGACGGCCUACAGCGACAAGGCUGACCCUUGCCACUCCGCCUACGGACCGAGCAGCGUCGCGCAUGUGAACAACUAUUGCAGCAGCUCCGAGAACACAUGCAUCAACUGCGGUGGCGCUCCUCGGUUAAAGGUCGACUCCUCCAAGGCACCCUUGGUGCCGGCAUUCUCAUAG